Molecule: messenger RNA, 1866 nt
Organism: Aedes albopictus (Asian tiger mosquito)
Lineage: Eukaryota; Metazoa; Arthropoda; Insecta; Diptera; Culicidae
Product: probable cytochrome P450 6a17
Exons: 2
Coding region: 188-1681 (497 amino acids)
Molecular function (GO): iron ion binding; oxidoreductase activity, acting on paired donors, with incorporation or reduction of molecular oxygen; monooxygenase activity
Source: RefSeq, a predicted model, not a curated record
UCUUUUACGUUUCCCACACUCCCCCAUAUCGCUUUUGACAGCCAAAACCUGUUUUGGGCCAACAAAAAUCUAACCGAUAAAAGAGUUUGCUCAAAUAAGUGUUCAUCGCAUUAGAUCAGUAAACAGCGGUGUCAGUAGGUGUUGUGUCAUAGUCUAGUUCUGUCCAUCAGUAUUCAAAGCUGCAACCAUGUUGCUUUUCCUGCUGUUGUCGGUGGUCACGUUGACCUAUUUCUGGAUUGGAAGGCGAUACUCGUACUGGAAGCAACGCUCGAUACCCUACGUUGAACCUAGUUUCCCGCUAGGUAAUCUGCAAGGUCUCAACAAGCGCCACUUUGGACUGUUGGCGCAAGAUGUGUACUCAAAGCUGAAAGAAACCGGAGGCAAAUUCGGAGGAAUGUUCUUUUUCGUAAACCCGGUGGCGCUGAUCCUGGACCUCGAUUUCGCAAAGGAUGUGUUUGUAAAGGAUUUCCAAUACUUCCAUGAUCGUGGAGUAUACAGUAACGAAAAGGUAGAUCCCAUCACAGCUCAUUUGGUGGCGAUGGAGGGAACCAAGUGGAAGAACUUGCGAGCCAAACUGACUCCAACCUUCACUUCCGGAAAAAUGAAGAUGAUGUUUCCAACUAUUACGGCGGUUGCUGAGGAAUUCCGGAAAUGCAUGGUAAACGAAGUUGAUAAAGGACAAGAGGUUGAGAUGAAAGAGUUUUUGGCGAGGUUCACAACAGAUGUAAUCGGUAACUGUGCUUUUGGUUUGGAAUGCAACAGCCUUGUAGACCCUGAAGCUGAAUUUAGGAGAAUGGGCAGGAAAGCACUGACUCCCUCGCCGAUGGGUUUCUUGCGAAGGAUUCUAAGUGUCACUUUUCGAGAUGCGGCCAGGGCACUUGGUGUUAGAAUUUCCGAUCCAGAUGUUGCCGAUUUCUUUAUGAACGUAGUUAAAAGCACCAUCGAGUACCGAGAACGUAAUAAGGUUCAAAGAAACGACUUUAUGGACUUGCUCAUCAAAUUAAAGAACGCGGAAUCAGUGGAUGGAAAUCCUAGUCAACUUGAAGCAUUGACUUUCAAUGAAAUCGCAGCGCAAGCGUUCGUGUUCUUCAUUGCGGGUUUCGAGACAUCGUCUACGGCAAUGACGUUUUGUUUAUACGAACUGGCCAAAAAUCAGGAGCUACAAGAUAAAGCGCGACGCAACAUCAACGAAGUAUUGGCUAAGCACGGAUCAAUGACGUACGAAGCUGUACACGAGAUGAGGUACAUCGAAAACUGUAUCAAUGAAUCGCUUCGGAAAUACCCACCUCUGCCUAACAUUCUGCGUAAUGUAACCAAACCAUACCGGGUCGCAGGAAUGAAUGUCACACUGGAGAAGGACUGCCGUGUCCUUCUGCCCGUGUAUGCGAUCCAUCAUGAUGCGCAGCUCUACCCCGAUCCACAGCAAUACGACCCUGAUCGCUUCAAUCCGGACCAGUGUGCGGCUCGCCAUCCGAUGGCGUUUGUGCCGUUCGGCGAAGGACCCCGAAUCUGCAUUGGACAGCGCUUCGGUAUGAUGCAAGCCCGCGUUGGAUUGACUUAUCUGUUGAAGAACUUUCGCUUCACGCUAUCGGAGAAGACGCCUAGUCCGCUGAAUAUACUGGCAAACAGUACGGUGCUAGCUUCCGAGGGUGGACUUUGGUUGAAGCUUCAGAAGCUAUAAUACGGUUUUUGAACGGGACAGAGAAAGUAAACUGUGUUUUGGUUAUGCUAUAUCGCAAGUGUAAAGUGCUGAUUUGAUUCGGUAGUUCAACAACAGCUUCUGAACAUUUAAUUAAUUAGCACAUAAUUGGCGAUAACAUAUUAAAAUAAAAAAGAUUCCAUCUUAAUGGUGAUGCAAACUUCGAA